UGGCCACCCACAGACACUUGUAAGGAGGAGAGAAGUCGGCCUGGCACAGACACUCUGAAAUGAGGGAUUAGAGGCCGGGAUCUAAGGAGCAAGAGCUACAGCCAGAAGACGAAGGAGCAGGCCCCUGAAGACGCAUCUACUGAGAGGUCUGCCAUGGCCUCUCUUGGCCUCCAGCUUGUGGGCUACAUCCUGGGCCUGCUGGGGCUGUUGGGCACCCUGGUUGCCAUGCUGCUCCCCAGCUGGCGAACAAGCUCUUACGUCGGUGCCAGCAUCGUGACCGCAGUCGGCUUCUCCAAGGGCCUCUGGAUGGAGUGUGCCACACACAGCACAGGCAUCACCCAGUGUGACAUCUACAGCACCAUGCUGGGCCUGCCUGCUGACAUCCAGGCUGCCCAGGCCAUGAUGGUGACAUCCAGUGCAAUCUCCUCCUUGGCCUGCAUUGUCUCUGUGGUGGGCAUGAGAUGCACAGUCUUCUGCCAAGAGUCCCGAGCCAAAGACAGAGUCGCGGUGGUGGGCGGAGUCUUCUUCAUCCUUGGAGGCCUCCUGGGCUUCAUCCCUGUUGCCUGGAAUCUUCACGGGAUCUUGCGGGACUUCUACUCCCCACUGGUGCCUGACAGCAUGAAAUUUGAGAUCGGAGAGGCUCUUUACUUGGGCAUUAUUUCCUCCCUGUUCUCCCUGGUAGCUGGAAUCAUCCUCUGCUUUUCCUGCUCGCCCCAGGGAAAUCGGUCCAACUACUACGAUGCCUACCAGGCCCAGCCCCUGGCCACUAGGAGCUCUCCAAGGCCUGGUCAACCACCCAAAGGCAAGAGUGAGUUUAACUCCUACAGCCUGACAGGGUAUGUGUGAAGGACCAGGGGCCAGAACUCGGGGGUGGCUGGGUCUGUGAAAACCAGUAGACAGCCUCCCCCAGGGCCACAGGUGAGGGACGUUGCCACUGGAUCGUGUCAGAAGGUGCUGCUGAGGAUAGACUGACUUUGGCCACUGGAUCGAGCAAAGGCAGGAACGGGAGCUGGUGUGACAGCAUGCAGGCUGAACUGUCAAGAUGCUUGUCAAGCCAGACUUUCUGUCUCCUUCAUCUUGGCUCCCCAUCUCCCACCCUGAGUUCCCAACCCUCAACUCCACUCCCCUCCCCGCCGAGGCCAGGCCCCAGAGUCUCCCCUUUACCUUCUGCUUUACCUGGGAAUCCAUCCCCAAACCCACGAAUCACAUGCCACUGACUGACCCUCUCUGUGAUCAAAGACCCUUCCUCUUGCUGAGGUUGGCUCUUAGCUCAUUGCUGGGGGAUGGGGGUGGGUGGGAAGAAGUGGCGGCUUCCGUGGGCAUGGCGCUAACCUCCUUCUCAAGCUUCCCUGCAAAGAAACUGAUAGGCCAGUAAUGGGCCCUGGAGCCUCCUCCAUCCCACUCUUGUUAUGACUCCACAGUGUCUAGACUGGUUGGUGUAUGAACUGAAAUAAAGCCAUCCCACAGUACGGAGGGAACAGAGAGCAGCUGGGUGUAGAAUGAGAGGGAGAGGACAGCCUCGGAUAAGAAGCCGAGGACCAAAAAAAAAGAGCAGAAUCAUGGCCCAGGGCUCUAGCCCCCGGCUAGAGGAAAGCACAAGGAAAGAAACUGUGGUGGAACGCUCAAGGCGGCAGCAGACUCUGACUCUACUGAGGAACUCCCUCAGAAGCUCCAGCUCCAACGUUCACUGAAGCCCCUGCCUCCCUUUGACCUGGCUAACAACGAGGCUAAAGGGCCUACACAAUGGUUUCUUUAGGAACGGGAUACUGGUUUUUGUAGAGAUGGCCCUUGGCUGGGGGAUGACAGCAUGGGAGCAGCUGGGGACUCAGGAAGGCACCACUCCUUGAUGCUGCCCGAGAGAGAAUAAGAACUUGGGUAUCUAAGAAGCUGGGUGGACAUGUGUGGGAACCUCAGUGGGUAUUUCUAUUGGGCCAGAGAGGCAGCCCCCAGAGAGUCUUCAGGCCUAACGGAGAAUCAGCCCAAAGGCUGAGAUCAGGCCCCCGGGGUCUGCCCACAGAGCACUGCAGAGCCUCUGAAAGACCACGGCCCCAGAUGGGCCCCCUGUCAGCCACCUUCAUAUUCUCUCCACCAACCUUUACCAGAUAUGGUAGAGCUGCUAGAAGGCAUCCAAGGGCUCCAGCAUGGAAUAAUCACGCCCAAGGUGCAGUGGCCCUCAUCUGAGUGAUAGCUGAGCUGCUGCCUGGGAUUUCAGUUGAGAUGGAAGAGUCGAGAAUGAUACCCAGGCAGCCGGUUCCAGCUCCAAGGUCUAAAAAUGCCCCAUUUCCCCUGGGGGGCGGGUCGGGGUGGGAGUCAUGAACAAACCGAAAGCUUGAGCAUGACCAGCUUCUGACAAACUCCAGUACACCUCCCCAAACCUCAGUGCCAGCAGGAGGGGCCCAGUGACUGUCUGUGACAUGCCUUUCACAGUUCUACCUUCUUGCCUAUAUUUAAGCUCCUCCCCUAAGCGGGAAGGCCCUCUCCCCUUAGCCAAGUCUUCCUCAUGCUUGGAGAAGUUGCUCGGCACCACCUCCUUCACUGAGCCUCCUCUGACCACUCCGUCCCUAUCCUACCCCUCCGUCCUCCAACCCUCAGUGUAAAAAUCACUCUUUGAUGCUUAUCAUUCACAAUUUUUGAUGGAUACUUAUCUUUCCAUGUGCAUGUAACUGAUUUCACAAGUACAUUGUAAACUCUUGGAGGGUAGGGGCCAUAUCUUAGACUUGUCUAUAUUUCCCAGACUAUCUGUAAGAGUGUUGGGUACACAGUAGGCGAUCAAUAAACACUUGUUGAUUGAGUAA
Molecule: messenger RNA, 2795 nt
Organism: Eubalaena glacialis (North Atlantic right whale)
Lineage: Eukaryota; Metazoa; Chordata; Mammalia; Artiodactyla; Balaenidae
Gene: CLDN2
Product: claudin 2
Exons: 1
Coding region: 154-846 (230 amino acids)
Biological process (GO): calcium-independent cell-cell adhesion; bicellular tight junction assembly
Cellular component (GO): bicellular tight junction; plasma membrane
Molecular function (GO): structural molecule activity
Source: RefSeq, a predicted model, not a curated record